Messenger RNA from Anopheles cruzii, 912 nucleotides. RefSeq lists its product as uncharacterized. Bases 1 to 912 code for a protein of 303 amino acids. The record is from RefSeq and is a predicted model, not a curated record. Lineage: Eukaryota; Metazoa; Arthropoda; Insecta; Diptera; Culicidae. Gene Ontology annotation, cellular component: chitin-based extracellular matrix. The transcript has 3 exons. Gene Ontology annotation, molecular function: structural constituent of chitin-based larval cuticle.
AUGAAGUGUAUUGUACUGUUGGCGAUGGCCUUGGUCGGCUGCGCCGUCGCGCAGAGCGCGGUGCCCAACGAUGGUCGCUACUACCCGGAGUACUACGAGACCAAGUGGGACGAUGGACGCUGGCGCCCGGACCGUCGCGGCAGCUGGAACGACGGCUCGUACAAGGCGGGUGGAGCCGGUAAGCAGGGCGGCUCGGGCGGUUCCGGAGGGUUCGGUGGUGCCGGCGGCAAGGGUGGUGCCGGUGGCGCGGGAGGAUUCGGUGGUGCCGGUGGCGCGGGAGGUUUCGGUGCUGGCGGUGCUGGUGGAGCCGGCGGUGCUGGUGGACUCGGUGCCACCGGUAGCCGGUUUGGCGCCGGAGGAGCCGGAGGUGCCGGAGGAGCCGGAGGAUUCGGUGCCGAUAAUUCGCUCGCUGGAGGAUUCGGUGGGGCCGGUGGUGCUGGUGCUGAUGGAUUCGGAGGUGGUGCCGGAGGUGCAGGCGGUUUCGGUGCAGGCGGUUUCGGUGCUGGCGGUGCUGGUGGUGCUGGCGGUGCUGGUGGUCUGCGAGGAUCGGGAUCGGGCGGUUCGGGCGGCUCCGGAAAGGGUGGUGCCCACGGCGGCAGCGGUGCCGACGGUGACUACGUGAAGAUCAAGGAGCAGGUGAAACAGUUCAACGAGGACGGAUACUACUACAAGUACGCCGGUGAGAACGACAUCGAGGUCGCCGAGGAGGGCACGUUCGAGAACCGUGGCACCGACGACGAAGCCCUGAGCGCCAAGGGAUACUACGAGUACACGGGCGACGAUGGCGAGCAUUACCGCGUCGACUACGUCGCCGACAAGGACGGAUUCCGGCCGACCGGCAAGCACCUGCACCCGGUGCCGGAAGCCAUCGCGCGUUCCCUGGAGUACAUCCAGAGCCAGCAGCGGAAGUAA